AUGAUUCGUCCUUAUUUAUAUUAUGCAUUCAAAAUUAAGGAUGGAUUAUAUAUUGGCAAUAAAAGAGCUGCAAGAGUAUUCAACUUCAUUAUUAUAUAGGACAUCUAGUUUCAGUUUUAUAAUAAAAUUACAGUGAUAAUCAAUUGUGCUGCAUUAGAAAUGAAUAUAAGCAAUUAGAAAGUUAAGAUUAUUAAUUUUGAAUGGUUAGAUACUGAGGAAUAGGUUAUAUUUAAUUUUAAGUAAUAUUUAGUAAAUAGUAGUUAACAAUAAUGUCGAUUUAGUUUAUAAUGCUAUUGAGGAAACAAAUGAAAGAGGAGAAUCAGUUUUAAUUUGUUGCCUAACUGGGUAGAGUAGAUCCGUGGCUAUUGUUGCUGCUUAUUUUAUGAAAAAGUAAGAGAUCAAAUUAAAUUCUUAGAUUUAACUGGAAUUUAAAAACUUCUUUAUAAUAUUUAUAAAUCUGCAGAAAAGAUUUCGAAAUUCGUGAAGGUUUUCUUUUCUAGUUAAGUCGUUAUGAAAGAGAACUAUUAAUUAAAUUAAAAACAGAUUUAACAGAAUAAAAUCAAUAAGUUUAAGAAUAGGAAACACUGUUAAAAAAUACUUAUUUCAAUGCAAAAUUAUCUGAGAUUUGGUAGAAUUAUAAUAUGCCAGAAAAGAUAUGUGGAUUUAUAAAAGCGAAACACAAGAAACAUUUAAAAAGGGUUUGUUGGGCAUAAAAACUGAUAACAUUCAUUAAUAACAAUCUAGAUUCUGUCAAAUUAAAUAUAUUUCUUAAUUAAAAAAAUGAUUAUGCAGACACAAUCACAUAAAAAUAAUCUUAAUUUAUAAUAUAGAGAGGAAAUAAUGAAAAGAAAUCAAGCAAAUAUAUGAUUACUUUAAGAAAUAAAACUCCUGAUCCUAUUCCAAAUAAGUCUAUUUCAAUUGAAAGCAAAUAUAGAUAUGCUUCGGUUGUAAGGUAAAUUGAAUCUGAUGCAAAAUAAUUUUUAUCAAACCGCAAAAGCCUUACAAAAGGAGAAAAGUAAAUAAGAGUAUUGAAAGGUAUGAUGCAAUUUAGAAUGAAAUGA
Molecule: messenger RNA, 1061 nt
Organism: Paramecium pentaurelia
Lineage: Eukaryota; Ciliophora; Oligohymenophorea; Peniculida; Parameciidae
Source: the annotation of a GenBank genome assembly